AGAGGCGGGGGUGGCUGCGGCGGGGGACGGGGCAGGGGCCGGCCGGCCGGCCGCUCGGCUAAAAACAGCCCUCGCCUAAUAAAGCGAUGGGGCCUGGUGCCCUCGCCCUAUAAAUACGCUCGGUGCGCGGCUGGCGGGCUUUGGCCGGCUCGGCUCGGCUCUGCAGGCGGGGCGGUACAGCCAGCACAGCAGGGCCGCCGCUGCCGCCGCCUCUGUCGCCAGGACAGCCCCGGUCCCCGCACCCCGACACCCCAGCGAGAUGCCCCGGGUAGACGCAGACCUCAAACUGGACUUUAAAGAUGUCCUGGUCAGACCUAAAAGGAGCAGCCUCAAGAGCAGAGCAGAGAUGUAAGGAAAAAAAUGCCUGAUGUUACCGUGAUCAUUUGAAGGUGCUGAAGAAGAAAUAACUUUGAAGGUGAAGGCGGAUACAGUUUUAAGACAUUAACUUAGAAACUAGCAGCUUCUUGGUUUAGCAAGCCAAGGUCGACCUCAAGCGCACCUUCACCUUCCGCAACUCCAAGCAGACAUACACAGGAAUUCCCAUUAUAGUGGCAAACAUGGACACUGUGGGGACAUUUGAAAUGGCUGUGGUUAUGGCAAAAUAUGCAAUGUUCACUGCAAUUCACAAGCAUUAUUCUCUGGAAGAAUGGAAACUGUUUGCUGCCAAUCACCCAGAAUGCCUUGAGCAUGUAGCAGCAAGCUCAGGUAGUGGACAAGAUGAUUUGAAAAAGUUAACAAGUAUACUAGAGGCCAUUCCAGCUAUCAGAUUCAUCUGCCUGGAUGUAGCAAAUGGCUAUUCAGAGUAUUUUGUGGAGUUUGUGAAGUCUGUCCGUGCCCUGUUCCCACAUCACACCAUUAUGGCAGGCAAUGUGGUGACAGGAGAGAUGGUAGAAGAACUUAUUAUUUCUGGAGCAGAUAUUAUUAAAGUGGGUAUUGGACCAGGUUCUGUGUGUACCACUCGGAUUAAGACAGGGGUGGGCUAUCCACAGCUAAGUGCUGUUAUUGAGUGUGCAGACUCAGCACAUGGCUUGAAAGGACAUAUCAUCUCUGAUGGAGGAUGCAACUGCCCAGGAGAUGUCGCCAAAGCGUUUGGAGCCGGUGCUGACUUUGUCAUGAUUGGAGGAAUGUUUGCAGGCCAUGACCAGAGUGCUGGAGACAUUAUAGAAAGGAAUGGCAAGAAGGUGAAACUAUUCUACGGAAUGAGCUCUGAUACAGCCAUGAAGAAGCAUGCAGGAGGGGUUGCUGAAUACAGGGCUUCGGAGGGCAAGACUGUGGAGGUACCAUACAAAGGGGAUGUGGAACACACCAUCCUGGACAUCCUCGGGGGGCUGCGCUCCACCUGCACCUACGUGGGAGCUGCCAAACUCAAGGAACUGAGCAAGAGAACAACGUUUAUCCGGGUCACCCAGCAGUACAACGAGGUCUUCUCCUAGCCUAGGCCUGGGGGGCUGGAGAGAGGGGCAGGGGAGAAGAGCAGGAAGGGCUGCUCUUUUCCCUUGCUUUCUCCUCCAUGUUGUGUUAGUGGCAAACUUCCCUCUCAGAAUGGCAGUGUCAUAGCCAUUGACUAUGGCUGGGAUUUGGAAGGGGAAGGUCAUGCUAUUAACACAGUGCCGUUGAUUCAAAAUGCAAUAGCCUCAUCUUUAUUGUUGUGCCUAUUUUAUUUUUUAAUCAACGUUUCUUCACCUGUUUUUUUCCCCCUCUGAUAAAUAGCUGCUGAAACCUCAGUUAACAAGGAAUUGGCUUGUACAGACAUGGCUGUUAACGCCUGCACACAUUCACACAUUCCCUUUUUUAAGACUGACCUGUCAGCUACCUCCACUUUCUGGCAGUGCACCUUUCAGAAAUUGCAGGCUGGGAGAGAAAAUGUGCAAGGAAUUGCAGAAAUCAAAUUCUCUUAAUCUUUUUUCUGGCCAAAGAAUAGAUGUUAUGGCACAGCUGCCAGCCUGCAAAAUGUCAGAGGUGGAUGGUAGAUGAGGCCUGGCUGCUGGUGGCAUGCUAAAAAUGCCAGAUCUCUGUCACUUUCAGUUCACAGGGCUGAUGUUGCUGUUGUUACUUAAACCUCCCUAUUCAAUGGACUUGCCCCUUAAGAGAAGCUGGCACUGAAUGUAACAAAACCGUGCUGGCCCCCCUGCCCCCAUCUGAGGAGAUCAUUCAGGUGAACACUUUUCAGAGCUUGCCUGCUUUAUCAUGAGUGCAGUUAUUGAAUUACAUGGGUUCCUGCUUUUACUUGCUCUCUGCGAGCAGGUUCUUAAGACAUUGAAACUCAGCAACUAUAACCCUGACAAGGGGGGACAAUUCUUGCAGUCCUCCCUGUUCCCUUGCCUGCUCACAUCCAUUUAGCAAAGACGUAAAAACGCUGUGCAGUGCAUUGUCUGUGGCCAGGUGGAGGAGGCCAGAGGGAUCAAAUUGCUUUCUGGUUAUGUGGUACCACUCCUUUGCAGUCCUUGACAUCAUGUAAAGCAAGAGAGAGUUUUUGGCAGAACAGCCUGAUUGAUUGCAAGACACUGUCAGGCAAUGGAGUUAAAGCAUUUGCUCUAAAGGCAGUAAUGAAUGUUUGAGACUCUGGGUAACACUUCCGUAAAGUGUAAUGGCCUUAUAAUUAAUUGAUAAAUCACAAUGAAAAUUUCUUUGGAAAUAUGUGUAUUUGGAAAUACACGUUGCAUACACAUGAAUACCGCAGUAGCUCGAUACGAUAAAUGAUGCAAAAGUGAGCACCAAUGAAUUAAUAAUGCUUGGCCACUUACUUUAAACUGCUGCUGAGAUCAUAAUGCGGCUGAUGAUACUUCAGUACUUCAGAGUCUUACUUUCCUCUUCUAUAGACAUCUGUAGAAAGAGGCAGGCUUCCUUUGAAAAGCAAAAGAGUGAUCUGUAGGAAAAGGAAUAGCAAAGAGAAACUCUAGAAUUAAACUCAUAUGCUGGACUGCUCAAAAAGCCAAUCACAAGGACUGGUACAAUUGACCAUGCUGAGAAGCAUGGUCACCACAAGCUGAUCACUGGUGAUUUUUAAGUGUGUUGUGCCCAUUAGAAAAAGCACAGGAUAUCUUCUAAAUUGCCUGGUAUUUUAAAUGUCUUCCAUUUAGCAUGUAGGAUGUACUUCUUAAUUGUGGGAUGACCCCUUCCUCUGCUUUGGAAGUGGAUGAGGCCUUGAUGUGAGCACAGGUUAUGCUUGUGCUGGCUGCAAGGACCAUUUGUCCUGCCCACAUAUCAUAAAGGAAUGUGAAUGCAGAAGAGAAGCAGGCUCUGUGAAUCCAGGCCCUGAUCUCUGUUCCCUCCAGCCUGGAAGCAUCAUGUUAAGAGAAUGCCAGGCUGCCUCGCCACAGAAAGGCGCCGUGGGCCACCUACUGCUCUCAGAUCACUAGGCCCAGAGCAGGGGCAACAUGACCUCUCUGCAUCAGUACAGCUGUGGGACAGCACUGUUCCUCUAUUUAUGUGAUGUAAGGGGGAAGCAAAUGGACACCUCUUGUCAGGAGUGGGGUUAGACCACCACGGCCCAGGCCUGACCACAGGUGUGUCUCCACACUGGUGCCUUCACACGUGGGAAGUGCAGCACUCUGCUGGUCUCAUGCCCACUCUCAAUAGCGCUUUUCUACAUUUUCUACUUUUCUUUAGCUACAUUUCUAAGUGGAAUUUAAAAAAUACAUAUGCAUAUAAAAAGUUAUAUAUUUGUAAACAUUUUUUUUAAAGAUCAUGCACACACCAAACUGAGCAGCUUCAUGAUGGCCUCAGAACAUUUUCUUUUCCGAAGGGCAGGUGCUGGGGGCAAGGGGAGGCUGCUUCUCCACAAGUGUGGCAAAUGGAGCUGUUCUUACACCUGCUUUCCUUCCCCUCCUGCACAUACAUCUGAUCAUUGACUAAUAGAAGAGGGACAAGCUGUUCUUAAGUUGUCCCCCAAAUUCUUCAGGCUGUGAAUGAUGCCAUGAAUGGUGACUGAUAAAGUUUUGAUACUAGGUAUAUUGUUUUGAUAUGCAGGAUGUUUUCUUUCAUUUUCUUCUCUCCAAAAGUCAGCAGGAAAGACAAAUGAGAUGCAGAAAGGCUGAACCGGUAGCAUGUCUGCAUCUCAUCCAGUUAUAUGUGAGUUUUGUUCAGGAAUAACCCUCAGCUAUGUCAGUGCCAACCAUUGACACUGUACAUUUGCAGCUCUGAGACAGGCUGGAAAAUAAAUUUUGAAAAACCCUAAAAACUUAAAAAAGAAAAGGGUACUUGAAUCCCCCUUCCUGUGCUGCAGUCAUUGUCCUGAUCUUCACUUAGCCCCAGGUCCUGCACCCUGCUCAAGCCUGCUGCCACUCCCACAAGGAACUGAGGCAGAGGGAGCCAGGAACACACUUUGGCAGGAUGGUCCAAGUCAAGACCACAACCACUGACAAUGCCACAUGCCAUUUGUGGAUCUACCUCACCUGUGCAUCUAGCUGGGUUCUUUGUUAUUUGGUAUGCUUUUGUGGGAAAUGAAAUUUGUAAGUAUUUAAUAAUGCUUAGUGUUGAAUGAUUCUGCAUAACCAGGUCUUCUCUAACCCUACACCCCAACCCCAUCCUCUGUCCAGAGGAAUGCUAUGAGUAUGAUAGCCUGUACUGGCUUCCCAGGGCCAUGCCUGUUUCCCCCAGCCAGGCAAUUGUUGAACUCCCAAAAGCAGUGUUGAGGUUCCCACUGGCUCCACAGGGGUGCAGUUUAGCAUACCAAAGACCUACAAGUGGGGAUGCUGAAAAGGGCAACAUUACAUCAUUAAGCAAUCCCUGCUGAGCAUGUCUGCCUUUGGCUUCUUGAAACAUAAAGAUGCCUCUAACACCCCUGGUGUUUCCAGUCCUGCUCUGGGGUUGCUGCAGCGCAUUGUGCAGGGUGGGCUUCUGCCCACAGAGCCUGGUUACUGGAACUCUCCUUGGAGAGGAAGGGCUCAGCACAGGAGAGGCCUUGCUUACUCCCCAGUGACUGUGCUGGCUGCGAGGAGUGCACCAUGCACAUGGACACCUACUUGUAGGUGUAAGCAGUUGAUAAAGGGGUAGGCCUUGAGCCAGCAUCCUGACAGAUGCAAAACAAACCAUGCAGGUCUCCAUUCUUUGGGAGAAACACAUUCCCAUCUGCUCAUUGGAAUAGCCAGUCCCCACUGGCACUGGGGCAGGGGCUUUGGCUGUGCUUUCCUCUCCCUUAGGGUAUGGUGGGGUUGAAUGUAGGAUGGGGAUACCCUGUAAAUAUGAAGAGUUGUAAGCAGGAUCAGAAGAAGCCUCUGUUUGCCUUUGGGUGAGUUUUCCCAUAUGAAAUGUGCCUGUCUCUUCUUUCAGCUAGCAGGGGUAGAAAGGAUGGGGAUAAGGAAGAAAUGUGGCAGCUGUUGGCCAAGUCCCACGGUGUUGGGACAGGUUUUCAGUCAAGGACAUGAUGAGAGUUUGAAGCUUUUCUGAAUCAAGCACUCCCUACUUUAUACCUGUUGAACUCCACUCUCAUGCCAGACUUGUUCCUGCAGCUGCCACUGUAUGUAGUGUCUAUCCAUCACCAUCUCACAUCCUCCACCAGGGGAUGGUGCUGUUUAGUUGCUGAUACCAGUUUUACACCAAAAAUUCUUUCUUGGAGCCAGGAGGGCUUUUGCAACCAGUGCCAGGUUUGGCCUUGUGUAGAAGAGAGGGGAGGAAGUGAGACCCAAUACCAGCAGUUUGCCCUCGCAGCAGCCAGGGCCAGCAGGUGGGAGAGGGCCAGCCCUUCCCUGCGGGCUGGGAGCUGCCAGGGGCAGCAGCACUGAAGCAUGUUUGAGUAGAGCUGGCACAGCUCUGUACUCAGGAGAGACCACCCCCUGCAGCCUUAGCUUCAUUUGUGGUCACACAGAUGCUUAAGCGAGCCCUCCCCAACAUUUAUUUGACCCAGUGUUUGCUGGCUAAAGUUUUCAUAUAUAAAUCAGCAGUUUGGAGUCCAGAACUCCCUGACAUUGCCUGUGAUAACUGUGAAGCGCUUCUGUGUCAUUGGCCAAAAGCUGAUGGGCUUUCAGUGUUUUGCUGCCCUGCUUGGCCCUGCUGAGAUGGUGAUGAGAACGCUGCCCCCCUUCCCUCUGCUGUGGCAUCCCUGUGUGCGCUACCCAAUCAUCCCAACUGCUCCCAAGUUUUUGUUAUGCAAUAAAGAGCUUCACUCUGA
Poecile atricapillus (Black-capped chickadee) is the source of this 6109-nucleotide messenger RNA. RefSeq names its product guanosine monophosphate reductase (gene GMPR). Lineage: Eukaryota; Metazoa; Chordata; Aves; Passeriformes; Paridae. Gene Ontology annotation, cellular component: GMP reductase complex. The record is from RefSeq and is a predicted model, not a curated record. Bases 558 to 1433 code for a protein of 291 amino acids. Gene Ontology annotation, molecular function: GMP reductase activity. Gene Ontology annotation, biological process: nucleotide metabolic process. The transcript is spliced from 10 exons.